Molecule: messenger RNA, 1889 nt
Organism: Neomonachus schauinslandi (Hawaiian monk seal)
Lineage: Eukaryota; Metazoa; Chordata; Mammalia; Carnivora; Phocidae
Gene: RBM17
Product: RNA binding motif protein 17
Exons: 12
Coding region: 192-1397 (401 amino acids)
Biological process (GO): mRNA cis splicing, via spliceosome; alternative mRNA splicing, via spliceosome
Cellular component (GO): precatalytic spliceosome
Molecular function (GO): RNA binding
Source: RefSeq, a predicted model, not a curated record
GAGAACAGAAAUGGUGGUUUAAAUGAACAUAAGAUUUUGCUGCAUAGUGAUUUUCGAAGCUUGGAGAGGGGGCAAAUCAAAUGGAAUCGUCAACAGACCAUCUUCGAUUUGGAAAUGGAAUCAUUGGAAGUAUGGCCCCAUGGGACCUCAUUAAUUCAGCCAUGAAAUCUUUGGAUCAUUAAAUUGGAAAGAUGUCCCUGUAUGAUGACCUGGGAGUAGAGACCAGUGAUUCAAAAACAGAAGGCUGGUCCAAAAACUUCAAACUUCUGCAGUCUCAGCUUCAGGUCAAGAAGGCAGCUCUCACACAAGCAAAGAGCCAGAGAACGAAACAGAGUACAGUACUUGCCCCAGUAAUCGACCUAAAGCGAGGCGGCUCUUCAGACGACCGGCAGAUCGUGGACACCCCCCCGCACGUCGCAGCUGGCCUGAAGGAUCCUGUUCCCAGUGGAUUUUCUGCAGGAGAAGUUUUGAUUCCAUUAGCUGAUGAAUAUGAUCCCAUGUUUCCUAAUGAUUAUGAGAAAGUAGUGAAGCGCCAAAGAGAGGAACGACAGAGACAGCGGGAGCUGGAAAGACAAAAAGAAAUAGAAGAGAGAGAAAAGAGGCGUAAGGACAGACAUGAAGCUAGUGGGUUUUCGAGGCGGCCAGAUCCAGAUUCUGAUGAAGAUGAAGAUUACGAGCGAGAGAGGAGGAAAAGAAGUAUGGGCGGAGCUGCCAUCGCGCCACCCACUUCUCUUGUAGAGAAAGACAAAGAGUUACCCAGAGAUUUCCCUUACGAAGAGGAUUCGAGACCUCGCUCCCAGUCUUCCAAAGCUGCUAUCCCUCCCCCAGUAUACGAAGAACAAGACAGACCCAGAUCUCCGACUGGACCUGGCAACUCCUUCCUUGCCAACAUGGGUGGCACAGUAGCACAUAAAAUCAUGCAGAAGUACGGCUUCCGGGAAGGCCAGGGUCUGGGGAAGCACGAGCAGGGGCUGAGCACAGCACUGUCCGUGGAGAAGACAAGCAAGCGAGGAGGCAAGAUCAUUGUGGGCGAUGCCACAGAGAAAGAUGCAUCCAAGAAGUCAGAUUCAAAUCCAUUAACUGAAAUACUUAAGUGUCCUACCAAAGUGGUCCUCCUAAGGAACAUGGUUGGUGCAGGAGAGGUAGAUGAAGACUUGGAAGCAGAAACCAAGGAAGAGUGUGAAAAAUAUGGCAAAGUUGGAAAAUGUGUGAUAUUUGAAAUUCCUGGUGCCCCUGAUGAUGAAGCAGUACGAAUAUUUUUAGAAUUUGAGAGGGUUGAAUCAGCAAUUAAAGCCGUUGUUGAUCUGAAUGGGAGGUAUUUUGGUGGACGGGUGGUAAAAGCAUGUUUCUACAAUUUGGAUAAGUUCAGGGUCUUGGAUUUGGCGGAACAAGUCUGAUUUUAAGAACUAGAGCACGAGUCAUCUCCGAUGAUCCUUAAAUGAGCUGCAGGCUGAGCAGAGAAGGAAAAGGCGUCAGCCGGCCUGCGUGGCUGCCGCAUACAGAGACUCUUGGAAGGACUUCUAAGAUAAAUGUUGAUUGAUCCCUUUUUUAUUUUGUGGUUUUUUAAAUAUAGUAUAAAAAUCCUUUAAAAAAAAAACAAUCUGUGUGCCUCUCUGGUUGUUUCUCUUUUUUUAUUACCACUUCUGAGGUGAUUACAUUUUUUGCUAGGAUUUCAUGAUAAUUCUCAAGUGCUUCAGUGAUACAGCAUUUCUUGCACUAAAAAAGCUAGAAAGUUUUGGGAUAUGGGGUUGUAUUGUUAUCCUUUGCUUUUCUUUCUUUUUGAUUCAUUUUAAUAAAACCUGCAAGUUACUAAACUGUAGCUUCAUAAAUUCUAUAAUAAAGCAUCAUCUUGGCAGUCUGCCAAAGGUGAAAAUGUUUGCUUUCUCUAA